Xenopus laevis (African clawed frog) is the source of this 3135-nucleotide messenger RNA. RefSeq names its product ribosomal protein S6 kinase A3 L homeolog (gene rps6ka3.L). Lineage: Eukaryota; Metazoa; Chordata; Amphibia; Anura; Pipidae. Gene Ontology annotation, molecular function: transferase activity; ATP binding; nucleotide binding. Gene Ontology annotation, biological process: intracellular signal transduction. The record is from RefSeq and is marked provisional.
GGACCAUUGCUGGAAUCUCAUCCGCUUGGAAAGAUGCCGCUGGCUCAGCUGGCAGACCCGUGGCAGAAAGUGCCGGUGCAGAAAGUGGAAAGCGAGAACGGGCAGCAGUUUGCAGAUGAAUCCAUGUGUGAGGAGGACAAUGAGAACAAUGAUGAAGGAAAUAUAAACGAAAUUGCAAUCACACACCAUGUUAAAGAAGGCCAUGAAAAGGCAGAUCCUUCACAGUUUGAACUUCUAAAGGUUCUUGGGCAAGGCUCCUUUGGCAAGGUAUUUCUGGUGCGUAAAAUCUCAGGAACAGAUGCUGGGCAAUUAUAUGCAAUGAAAGUAUUAAAAAAGGCAACACUUAAAGUCCGAGAUCGUGUCAGAACAAAAAUGGAGCGUGAUAUUUUGGUGGAAGUUAAUCAUCCGUUUAUUGUGAAAUUGCACUAUGCUUUCCAAACAGAGGGCAAGCUGUACCUAAUUUUGGAUUUUCUCAGGGGUGGAGAUUUGUUUACACGCUUAUCCAAAGAGGUAAUGUUCACAGAAGAAGAUGUGAAAUAUUACUUGGCUGAAUUGGCACUAGCCUUAGACCAUCUUCAUUCUCUUGGAAUCAUUUAUCGAGACCUAAAACCGGAAAACAUAUUACUUGAUGAAGAAGGCCACAUUAAAUUAACCGAUUUUGGCCUUAGUAAGGAGUCUAUAGACCAUGAAAAAAAAGCAUAUUCUUUCUGUGGAACGGUGGAAUACAUGGCUCCAGAGGUAGUAAAUCGGCGAGGCCACACUCAGAGCGCAGACUGGUGGUCUUUUGGUGUUCUAAUGUUUGAAAUGCUCACUGGUACCCUACCCUUUCAAGGAAAGGACAGAAAAGAAACCAUGACCAUGAUUCUGAAAGCCAAACUCGGGAUGCCUCAGUUUUUAACUCCUGAAGCUCAGAGUCUUCUGCGCAUGCUGUUUAAGAGAAAUCCUACUAAUAGACUAGGUGCUGGUCCAGAUGGAGUUGAAGAGAUUAAGAGACACCCUUUUUUUGUAACAAUUGAUUGGAAUAAAUUGUUUAGGAGAGAGAUUCAGCCACCUUUUAAACCAGCCACUGGUGGACCCGAAGACACAUUUUAUUUUGAUCCUGAAUUCACAGCAAAAACGCCAAAAGAUUCUCCUGGUAUCCCAGCAAGUGCCAACGCACACCAGCUCUUCCGUGGAUUUAGCUUUGUUGCCAUUUCAUCUGAAGACGAAAACCAAGCUAUGCAAACGGUUGGGGUUCAUGCUAUUGUUCCACUUCAUAGGAACAGCAUCCAGUUCACAGAUGGCUACGAACUAAAGGAAGAUAUUGGGGUGGGUUCCUAUUCUAUUUGCAAAAGGUGUAUUCACAAGGGCACCAACAUGGAAUAUGCGGUAAAGAUUAUUGACAAGAGCAAGAGAGAUCCCACUGAGGAAAUCGAAAUACUGUUGCGAUAUGGGCAGCAUCCCAAUAUCAUUACGUUAAAAGAUGUGUAUGAUGAUGGAAAAUAUGUGUAUUUAGUAACGGAACUUAUGAAAGGAGGGGAACUUUUAGAUAAAAUACUGCGGCAAAAGUUCUUCUCCGAGCGUGAGGCAAGUGCAGUGCUGCACACGAUAACCAAAACCGCAGAAUACCUCCAUUCCCAGUGGGUCGUCCACAGGGAUCUCAAGCCAAGCAAUAUUCUUUAUGUGGAUGAGUCUGGGAACCCUGAGUCUAUUAGAAUUUGUGACUUCGGCUUUGCAAAGCAACUCAGGGCAGAAAAUGGUUUGCUUAUGACUCCAUGCUACACUGCAAAUUUUGUGGCCCCUGAGGUGUUAAAGCGUCAAGGCUAUGAUGCAGCAUGUGACAUAUGGAGUCUGGGUGUGCUGCUUUAUACUAUGCUGACAGGAUACACUCCUUUUGCAAACGGGCCAGAAGAUACACCAGAAGAAAUCCUAGCAAGAAUAGGAAGUGGAAAGUUCUCUCUUAGUGGCGGCUAUUGGAAUUCUGUUUCAGAUAUCGCCAAGGACCUAGUUUCAAAGAUGCUUCAUGUGGAUCCACAUCAACGAUUAACUGCAGCCCAGGUCCUUAAACACCCCUGGAUAGUACACUGUGACCAGCUGCCUCAGUUUCAGCUGAACAGACAAGAUGCUCCACAUCUAGUAAAGGGAGCCAUGGCAGCAACUUAUUCUGCCUUGAACCUUAAUCCAAUGUCUCCAGUACUGGCACCUGUUGGUCGUUCUACUCUGGCUCAGAGGAGGGGAGUAAAGAAGAUUACCUCCACUGCCCUGUGAAAGUCACGUCAUCUAGUAAGAGCAACCUGGAGCUGAAGAUUCACAGCACAAUAAAAAGCCAACAGUGAAAGCACAUAUCAUAAAGACACUCCGGCAAGCAAAUGCUCACCGUCUCUGCCGGCUCUCAUAAUCAAUGCUGCUGCUUUUGUCUCUGUUCUCAGUAAGUUCUGUGCCGGGGACUUUCGUCUCUAAAAUGGAACUGUCCUUUGGUGAAUGCAACAGAUUAUUCACCUCUGCAACUGAAGAAUACACUGAAAAUGAAACAAACCAAUAAAUCUCAACGCUGAACAGCAUUCGUUUUAUAAGAAGUAUUUGUAGUCCUCCAACGUAACAGGUUCUAGGUUCACUUUUUUUUAUUUGAGCACUUGCAUACUCUCGACUCUUUUGUUCCUUAAAUUGAUUUAUACAACAUGCCACUCAGCCUUCUGCACUUGCUUCUGGCAGAUUCAACUUUCAAGUGAAACUUCUUGCCAAUAUACAUCUGUUUUUUUGUUUUUUUUUUAUUCUUAUUAGAUUGAUCAUCUUUGCCUUGUCUUAAUACACAAUAAGAUAUAGUCAUGGAAUGAUUGUGUGGACUUGUCUGUAAAAGAAAAGAACUACAACUGUGGAAUUUCUCAUGAAUGUAUCACGACCUAGAUCAGCAACGAGAAGCGACUCCCGCAUGUAACUGCGGGAAGACUGCCAGAAUAGCUUUCAAACUGCAAUAAGUUCAAGCAUUAUGCCUCCAGCAAGCAGUACUAGGUGUAUAUUUGACUUUAUUAUGUGUCUUUUUGGGAUUGUAGAUCAGUAACCUUCCACUUUCAGACUUUGCUUCUUUGCUUUUAUUUUAUUUUUUACGGUUUCUUGGAUUGAAAAUGAUGCAUACAACCAUAAAUAUAUAUAAAUAUA